Molecule: messenger RNA, 3695 nt
Organism: Myotis davidii
Lineage: Eukaryota; Metazoa; Chordata; Mammalia; Chiroptera; Vespertilionidae
Gene: MAMDC2
Product: MAM domain containing 2
Exons: 14
Coding region: 701-2761 (686 amino acids)
Cellular component (GO): membrane
Source: RefSeq, a predicted model, not a curated record
UUCCACGGCUAAAAACGGGGGCCGGGGGUGGUAUUUCACGGUUAGCGUUCCUGGGCCACGAAUGCUGAAACCCGUGAGAUGUGAAGCUAUUCCACCCUCCAGUUUCCAAAAUUUCCUCUAGAUUUUCCCAGGAGGAUCCCGCCGUCUCCCAUUCUGGGGAGAAGUAGUUAAAAUUAAGGCCAGCCCUGCAGGACUGCCAUGCCAGAUGCUGAGAGGCUGUCCCCAGAAAUAAGCUGGCUCCCACCGCGGCUGGGCGGGGCGGCGCGCCUCCUGGAAGGCCGGCCCCAGGGCAAGGGAUCUGGUCCCAAACUUUGAAAUCUUGCGCGGAGGCACUGCAUCCCGACCUCUCCUUUCCCAGCCACUCCUGGCGAGCCUUUCAAAAAAAAAAAAAAGUGUGCAGUUGUCUCCUCCCCGCCCAGCCCUAUCCUCGCCCAGGACCAGCUGUGCGGCGGGGACGCGGUCAGACCCGCGGCUGCAGCAGACCAAGCUGCGCUCUCCAUUUAGGCACCUUCAGCUUUCCGCCCGGCGCUGGGAGCACUUUGCAAAGUUGAGCAGCUCUUAAGCGCACGCUUGGCCUCUCGACUUCUCCCGCCCCGGUCCCAGGCGCCCCCGCCCCCCACGCUCCCUUCUACUGGGAGCAGCUCGUCCCAGCGGCUGGCAGCUUACACCACUUUCGGGUCCUCCGCCCCGAAGCGCGACCAUGCUAUUAAGGGGCAUCCUGCUGGCAGUGCAAGCCCUGCAGCUUGUCCGUGCCUUGGACCUGCCCGCUGGGUCCUGCGCCUUCGAAGAGAACACCUGUGGCUUUGACUCCGUGCUUGCGUUCCGGCCGUGGAUUUUAAAUGAGGAAGGCCAUUACAUUUAUGUGGACACCUCCUUUGCCAAGCAGGGGGAUAAAGCCCUGCUGCUAAGUUCUGACUUACAGGCUGAGGAAUGGAGCUGCCUCCGAUUGGUCUACCAGAUAGCCACGUCUUCAGGGUCUCCAUCAGAUCCCAGCCAGCUGAACCUCUACGUGAGAUUUGAAGAUGAAAGCUUUGAUCGAUUGCUUUGGUCAGCUAAUGAACCUUCGGACAGCUGGCUCAUCGCCAGCCUGGAUUUGCAAAACACUUCCAAGAAAUUCAAGGUUUUAAUAGAAGGUGUGCUGGGCCUGGGAAACACAGCCAGCAUUGCACUCUUUGAAAUCAAGAUGACAACCGGCUACUGUAUUGAAUGUGAUUUUGAAGAAAAUCAUCUCUGUGGCUUUGUGAACCGCUGGAACCCCAACGUGAACUGGUUUGUUGGAGGAGGCACUAGCCGGAAUUCCCACUCCGUUCUUCCCCAGGAUCACACAUUCAAGAAUGAACUGGGCCAUUACAUGUACGUGGACUCGGUUUACAUCAAGCACUUCCAGGAGGUGGCACAGCUCAUCUCCCCCGUGACCACAGCCCCCAUGUCUGGCUGCCUGUCGUUUUAUUACCAACUCCAGCAGGGGAAUGACAAUGUCUUCUCCCUGUAUUCUCGGGAUGUGACCGGCCUUUAUGAGGAGAUCUGGAAAACCAACAGCCCAGGGAAUCCUGCCUGGAACCUCGCUGAAGUGGAGUUCAGUGCCCCGUACCCCAUGGAGCUUAUUUUUGAAGUUGCUUUCAAUGGUCCCAACGGAGGAUAUGUUGCCCUGGACGAUAUUUCUUUCUCUCCUGUUCACUGCCAAAACCAGACAGAGCUUCCUUUCAGUGCCAUAGAAGCCAGCUGCAAUUUUGAGGAGGAUCUCUGCAACUUUUACCAAGAUAAAGAAGGUCCGGGCUGGGCCCGAGUGAAAGUAAAACCAAACAUGUAUCGGGCCGGGGACCACACUUCAGGCUUAGGGUAUUACUUGCUGGCCAACACGAAGUUUACGUCUCAGCCUGGCUACAUUGGAAGGCUCUACGGUCCCUCCCUGCAGGGAAACUUGCAGUAUUGUCUACGUUUUUAUUACGCCAUCUAUGGCUUCUUAAAAAUGAGUGACACUCUAGCUGUUUAUCUCUUUGAAGAGAACCACGUGGUUCAAGAGAAGAUCUGGUCUGUGCUGGAGUCCCCAAGGGGCGUUUGGAUGCAAGCGGAGAUCGCCUUUAAGAAGCCCAUGCCUGCCAAGGUGGUUUUCAUGAGCCUGUGCAAAAGUUUUUGGGACUGUGGACUUGUAGCCCUGGAUGACAUUGCAAUAGAAUUGGGAAGCUGCCGGUCUCCAGAGAAGCUUCGCCCUCCACCUGGAGAAUGUACCUUCGAACAAGACGAAUGUUCAUUUACUCAGGAGAGGAGAAACCGGAGCAGCUGGCACAGGAGGAGGGGAGAAACUCCCACCUCCUACACAGGACCUAAGGGAGACCACACGACUGGGGUAGGCUACUACAUGUACAUCGAGGCCUCCCAUAUGGUGUAUGGACAAAAGGCACACCUCUCAUCCGGGCCUCUGCGAGGAGUCGCUGGAAAACACUGCUUGGCCUUUUUCUACCACAUGUAUGGAGCAGGAACUGGCCUGCUGAGUGUUUAUUUGAAAAAAGAAGGUGACAGUGAAGAGUCCCUCUUAUGGAGAAGAAGAGGCGAACAGAGCAUUUCCUGGCUCCGCGCGCUGAUUGAAUACAGCUGUGAGAGGCAGCACCAGAUAAUUUUUGAGGCCAUUCGGGGAAUGUCAAUAAGAAGUGAUAUCGCCAUUGAUGAUGUUAAAUUCCAAGCAGGACCCUGUGCAGAAAUGGAAGAUAUAACUCAGCAGUCAUCAGGAUAUUUUGAGGAUUUAAAUGAAAUUGAAUAUUAAGAAAUAACCUGAAUUGGAUUAACUAAACAAAAGCAUUACCUCUUCAAUCAAAAUGAAAACAACACAAAUGAAUACUGGACAGUCUUAACUAUUUUAUAAGUUAUAAAAUGACGUCAGAGCACUCUUCUUCAUUACUUUUGCAAAAAAUACUGACUCAGGGCUUUUUUUUUUUCAUAUGACAACUGUUACUAGAAGUACAGGCUGCUGGUUUUGCAUAGAUCACUCAUCUUAAUUUUGGUACCAGUUAAAAACACAAAUGUACUAUACUCUCGUCAUUUUUAAAGCACACAAGUAAAAGGCACAAUCAGAAUGGGAUGUGCUCACUUAAAUCUGCAUUCAGUGAAUGUAUUGGGAGGAGAAGUCUGUGGGUUUCCAUUUGAAUUUCAAAUAUCAUAAUAUGUUUAAAGAAAUAAUGUGGGGUGUCAGUAAUAUCUGCAAAAUGAAUGCAAUUUUUAUGGUAACAAGUUAGCCUAAGAAUAUAAAGUUUUAUUUUCUGUUUUAUUCAUAGAAAUGGAGUUUUAAUUUUUAAAUAUUUUUACUACAUGUUAGAUAACAAAGGAUCUUUUAUGAGUGUCCCGGGUAACGUCAGUAUUAAUUAAUGCUGUAUUACAAGGCAAUGCUACCUUCUUCCCCACACCCUUUAAACUACUUUUGAAAGUUACUAUGAACACAUGGAUAGAAAUUGCACUCUUUUUUUAUAAAGCAAGCUUGAAAAUAAUUAUAUACACAUGCCCCAAAUUUUUUUAAGUGUGUUGAACAAUUUUACUGAUUUUUAUAACAAAUGUUUUAGAAAGGAUUUGAGUAAUAUAAAUGCCAGAAGAAAUAAUAAACUACUGCUUUUCAUGUUUAGAAAAUUGUAUAUACAUGUUUAUAUACCUAAACAGCUGUUAUGAAAUUAUAAGAUUACCUAAUAAAAGGUAAUUUGAAAAUCUUU